Schistosoma intercalatum is the source of this 3569-nucleotide messenger RNA. NCBI's taxonomy places the organism in Eukaryota, Metazoa, Platyhelminthes, Trematoda, Strigeidida, Schistosomatidae. The record is from the annotation of a GenBank genome assembly.
AGGUCAUCGGUAGGUCAUUUCGUGUGCAGAUGAUAACAACUGGUUUCUAGUAGAUUACUCAUCAAUUAGUUUGUUUCCUUAACGAAAGUUUAUUUUACGUGGACAAAAACUGGUGUUGUUGGUGAAAUCAAAAUCAAAUUCUCUUCUGUCAGUAUUUGAUAAUAGAAAGUUUGUACAUGACUUCAGUAGUUUGACAAAUAAGCUUAUAAUAUGUCGGUUAAAACAAGUUACAACUUCUCAAAUUAAUUACAAGUCAUCUAUCAUUCCAAUCAUUUUUAAGCUAUUUAACAGAAUUUCAACAUUCCAUGACAUUAAAUAACAAGUAAUAGCUGGUUUAUACAGAAAAAUUGCGCAAAAGUGAUACGUUUACUGUGCAAUUUGUGCAGUAAUUGUAGUGGGCACAAAAUGAGGCGAUCGAGAACCGAUCAAAAAUCAGGAUCAUGGAGUCAUAUGGAGAUCGAUUUAACAAAUAAAAAUUUACAAAGAACCAAAAAUUCAUCAUGUAGACGUAUUCGAUAUCGAUCAAAUUCAUUUAAUUCAUUUGCUUGUCAACAAAGUGAACAAAUGGCUGGGACAAUACAAUUAUUUUAUUUGUAUGAAGAUAAAAAUUCAAAGAAUAUGUACAACCUUGAUAAUUCAAAAGAAGACGUAAAGAAAUCACAAACAGCUGAAAGAAUGGUCGAUAAAAUUCACCUUAGUUUUAUAGAUCAUCCAGUUGGACAUGUAAAGAUUAAAAAUUUAAAUAAUUGGGAUUUUAACAUUUUUCAUUUAAAACGAAUAACUUGUAAUUAUACCAUUCGUGAUAUUGGUUUACAAAUAAUGAAUGAAUAUGAUUUAUUUCAUAAAUUAAAAUUGGACUAUUUCAUGAUGGCUAGAAUAUUCAGCUCUAUAGAAGCAGCUUAUCACAAUUUCAAUCCGUAUCAUACAGCGUUGCAUGCAGCCGAUGUACUACAAGCAAUGCAUUGUUUUAUAUCACGAAGUCACCUUCUGACCAUUUUAAGUCCGACAGAAAUUUUCGCUAGUCUAUUGGCAACCGCUUUACAUGAUGCUGAUCAUCCCGGUGUAAAUCAAUCCUAUUUAGAAAAGACAGGUGAUUUUUUGGUUGAUUUAUAUAAAUCGGUUUCUGUAUUGGAAAAACAUCAUGCAAAAUUUGGUUUAUGCAUUCUUCAAGAAAAUGGAUUAUCUAAUGCAUUAGAAUUAAAAGAUUGGGAAUUCGUGCGUGACUGUUUUUUAAAAUUAAUUCCAGCUACUGAUAUUACAUAUCAAGGAGUAUAUCAAAAACAAUUCAAAGAUUUAACAAACUAUCAUAUGGCUAAUCCAUCUUUAUCAUAUACAAUAUCUGAUCGCCUGUUAAUCAUGCAAAUGGCCUUAAAAUGUUCAGAUAUAAGUAAUCCCUGUCGAGUUUGGCCAAUAUGUAAAGAAUGGGCAUUACGUGUUUGUUGUGAAUUAUUUUGUCAAGGUGAUAGAGAACGUUUUCAAUGGUCAUUACAGCCUAUACCAACAAUGGAUCGCACAAAAUUUACUUUAGCAAGAAUACAAAUUGGAUUUAUUAGAGAUAUGGUGAAACCAUUAUUAACUGGAUGGCAUGAAUUUUUUCAAAAUAAUCUUACACUGAAAAUUUUACAAAAUUUAGAUGAAAAUUUAAAAAAUUGGCUAACUGAUUUGUCUUCAUCAUCAUCAUCAGGCAUAACAACUUAUGUUAAUCGUCAUAAUUCACUAGACAGUCAACUGACAUCAACAUUACCACUUAGUUUCAAUAAUAAUCAAUCUAUUUCAACAAUUCAUUAUUUAGAUCAAAUUAAACAAAAAACUAUCAAAUCAGAGAAAUUGGAUCAAAAAAAUAAAAUUGAUUUACAAAAACCUUUUAUAGGAUCAAUUCAUUUAACUAAUUCACCAAUUCAAGAAAUUGAUACAGUGAAUACAUGUGAAUCAUUUGAUUCCAAUAGUAAUAAUAAUAAUAAUUUACAUUCAGGGAAAUCACAUCAAACAAUAUUUAUUACAACACGUGUUAUUCGUCGACAUUCAUUACCGGAAACACAACUAGCUAUUAGAAAAACAUUCAAUUUUUCAUUAUCAAAUAAAUCAAGUACUGUUGUUCUAUUAAAAAAUGAUACACAGAAUAUGUUGUCAUUUCAUUCAAGAAAUAAUCAUAUUAAUAUACCAAUUAGUAAGAUUAAAUCUCAAUCCUCUACCAUUAAAUCAUCAUCAUCAUCUACAUGUACAGUAUCUGCAAAUAUAUUACACAUGUUAUAUGAAGAAUUAAAAAAUAAUAAACCAAAUUAUUUGUCAUCGAAAAUUGAUUUAAAAUCAAUUCCAAAUACAAUACGUUGUAAAGAUAAUAAAUUAUUAGAACAAAAAGUGUUAGAUUUAAAUUAUGAUCGUACAGUUUUACGAUUUUCUGCACUUGCUCAUCGUCGUAGUAGUGCACCAAUUACAGAACAUUAAUAUUUACAUAUAUAUAUAUAUAUAUAUAUAUAUAUGCAUAUUGUUUGUAUGAUCAGUAAUACCGUUUUUAUUAUUAUUUACUAUAUAUUCGCACUGGAUUUAGAUUGAUUGAUUCAAUCUUCACUCAGUAACAUUAAUAAUAACGAUACUACUACUACUACUACUAGUACUGAUACUAUUAGCGCUAUUAGUAUUCAGUCAAUCAUGUACUUUAUCUGUACAGAAACUAAUAAUAAAUAUUUAUGUAAUUUUUUUUAAAAAAAAGCAUUGUCAAAGUGAAAGCAAAUCUAUGACUUCAUAGUUAUAGCAUUUAUUUUAACAACUAAAUGAAUUGUCGAUUUCAAUUGCAAUUUGUCUAUUACAAUUCAAUAAGUCAGGAUGGUACAAUUAAUGAUCUACAAAUACUUAAACAAACUAAAUUUGGAUCAUAUAUGAAUUCUAUAGAUCUUUUGUACGGGUUGAGAUAAAGCCUUACAUCCAUCAUAGUCGAUAGCUUAUGUAGGAAAUUAAGAGAAUAAAACACAUAAAUGUAUUCAUCUUCAUGCCAGUUUAUAUGAGUGUACAUGUUGACCCAAUAAAUAGUUUGUUUUGUCAAAUAAAUAAAAAAUAAAUAAACAUUAAAUUUUCCGUAAGAUUUCAUUCGAUUCAUUCAUUUUUUAGUUAUAAUUAUUCAAACAUUUUUUUUGAAAUUGUACGUAUCUUUGCUUGUAUACAUCUGUUAAUGUUGAUUGUUUAUAACAAAAUAAAAAUGAAAAUAGAGUAACAUCUUAAAACAACAAAGAAUCUUGCUCAAUUUUAACUCAUUUCUUUUUCUUCUUUUUUUGUUUUGAAAAUCAUCUAUAUUUCAAAGUGUUGUUCUUUACAAACAUUUCAUAAGUACUCUUCAAUUCAUCUGGACAACAUAAUGUCAUAUAUAUAUAUAUAUAUAUAUAUAUAUAUAUAUAUAUAUAUAUAUAUAUAUGAUAACAAGGAGACAAACUAACUUGUUUUUGCAUACAAGCCUUAGUAACAUACGUAAAGUACAUUUCUAUUCAGGUAAACAUAAUGUUUCCUUUUUAAGUGAUUAGGAGAUAUAUUUAUUUAUUUAUUUAUUUAUUUAUUUAUUUAUUUAUUUAUUUAUUUAU